AUGUUGUCAUGUCCAUUGCUUGGAGUCAGUACUCGUGGGUACGAGGACACUGGAGUUGAGAAAUUGAGAAGUUGGCUGUCUUCAUUUUUUUGCAGCGCUUCUGAUAAAUUGAGCAUUUCCGUUCAAUUUGCAACAGUAAAUGCUUUAUUUGGUGUUAUUCCUAUCAAGUUCGAAGAACUUGUGGAAAAUAAAGAUGAAACUACAGCAAUUUUAAGCCAAUCCAAUGCUGGCAAUUGUGUUAGGAUGUGGUUUUUCUCACUGAGUAGUGAGCAACAGUCGUCCUUCAGGCUUCAAGCUGCUAGUAUGACCAAUUGCAAUACUGUGUCCCCUUCUAGGAAAGUGUGUUUUGAUUCAACUUUGUAA
This is a messenger RNA of Fraxinus pennsylvanica, 363 nucleotides long. The record is from the annotation of a GenBank genome assembly. NCBI's taxonomy places the organism in Eukaryota, Viridiplantae, Streptophyta, Magnoliopsida, Lamiales, Oleaceae.